AUGGCCGGAUUGCAGCUAAGCUCACCAUGGGAUACUGAGCUUCCCCAGGCCUGUCACAGCUGUGGGGAGAUGGCCCUGACCCCAGGGUCCGCGGGGAAGAGGGAAACAGCGGUACCAUUCAAACUGACCAAAUAUUGGACUUGGCUACUACUCCUUGCGAAUCAGGCUUGGGAAAUACAGUACCACCUGUUGGACCGCAAAGGACCGUUGGACAGGUUACCGUCCAACCGUCAUGGAUGGGCCAGGCAGCGACAUUUCGACAAGAGAUUUACCAGCCACAAGCCACUUCAUCACUAA
Pochonia chlamydosporia 170 is the source of this 297-nucleotide messenger RNA. RefSeq lists its product as hypothetical. NCBI's taxonomy places the organism in Eukaryota, Fungi, Ascomycota, Sordariomycetes, Hypocreales, Clavicipitaceae. The transcript has a single exon. Bases 1 to 297 code for a protein of 98 amino acids. The record is from RefSeq and is a predicted model, not a curated record.